AUGGAUGCAAACAGCAGUCUCUUUCGCCUUGUACACCUUCAAAAUCUUGAUCUUUCUGAUAAUGACUUCAAUUACUCUCAAAUCCCGUCCAAAAUAGGUGAGCUUUCAAAUAGCAUAUUUUCUGGAGAAGUUCCACCACAAGUUUCACAGUUGUCGAAGUUGUUGUGUCUUGAUCUAGGCUCGAAUCCUAAAACAAGUCCUAAAGUUAGGGAAGUCAAUCCAUUGAAACUCAAAUUGUCUAGUCUCAAAAGCAUAAUUCAAAACUCAACAAAACUUGAGAUACUUCUACUUAGUUACGUGACUAUUUCAUCUACUUUACCGGACACACUCACAAAUCUAACUUCGUUGAAAGCAAUAUCUCUUUACAAUUCUGAAUUGUAUGGUGAAUUUCCAAUUGGAGUGUUUCAUCUUCCAAACUUAGAACUUCUGAAUUUGAGAUAUAAUCCAAAUCUCAAUAGUAGGUUGCCUGAGGAUACAGGUCUUUAUGGUACACUGCCAGUAUCCAUUAGAAAGCUUAGUUCUUUACUUAUCCUAUCAAUUCGAAAUCGCCAUUUUUUUGGGUAUAUUCCUUCGCUUGGAAACCUGACACAACUCAUGUCUAUAAGCCUUCAAAAUAACAAAUUUAGGGACGACCCGUCUGCUUCCUUGGCAAAUAUAACCAAACUAAGUCACUUGGUUAUUGGUUCCAAUGAAUUUACUAUUGAGACCAUCUCGUGGAUAGGAAAGCUCUCAUCAUUAAUUGCUUUCGAUAUAUCCUCAGUCAAUAUUAAGGGUGAAAUUCCAUUAUCUUUUUCAAAUCUCACCCAACUAGAAGUAAUAGAUGCAUCAAAUAGCAAUAUAAAGGGUGAAAUUCCAUCAUGGAUAAUAAACAUAACAAAUUUAGCUGUUUUGAACCUACGCUCUAAUUUUUUUCAUGGAAACCUAGAACUUGAGACGUUUCUGAAGCUCAAAAAUCUAGUUGUACUUGAUUUAUCAGUCAACAAACUGUCCUUGAUUGUGGGGAAAAGUACGUCUAAUGUACUGAUUCUCGAAUGUGCAUGUUAAGUUUGGACUCAUGCAACCUUGUUGAGAUUUCAAUGUUUUUUAGAGAUCUCAGCGAUCUGGAAUUUGUUAAGUUGAAGGACAAUAAUAUAGCAUCACUACCCAAUUGGUUGUAGAAAAAAGCAAAUCUACAAGGCUUGGACGUUUCCUACAAUUCAUUGACAGGAACAAUUCAUUGACACUAGGUGCUCUGGAA
This is a messenger RNA of Trifolium pratense (red clover), 1237 nucleotides long. RefSeq names its product receptor-like protein 7. Gene Ontology annotation, molecular function: protein binding. Lineage: Eukaryota; Viridiplantae; Streptophyta; Magnoliopsida; Fabales; Fabaceae. The record is from RefSeq and is a predicted model, not a curated record. The coding region runs from base 1 to 1044 and encodes 347 amino acids. The transcript has a single exon.